AUCAACAAAUUGAGUAUUCACAAUGUUCCAUGUCUUUGUGAUAUGUAGAAAGCCAUACUCUUUGCAACUGUUCUGCUUACAAUAUUUAAUAUAGGUAUUUAACCUCCACCUCUCCACCUUUUCCUUCCUAAUCCUUUUGCUCUUAAGACCCCCAAAUCAGUGGAAGCUAUUAUGUAAGCCACUUUGCCUUAUCUGAUAUCACACAAUGUAUAUUCCAUAUAAGGUCCCAAUUACCUCCUUUUUGUUGUUCAUUGAAGGACAGCAGAAAAAAUAUAUAUAUACACCUCGCAUUCUUUGUUAGUGAGGGGAGAACUGUCAUCCAACCGAUCGUCACGAGGCGGCCCGUGUCGUCACUCUGCCCGCUCUAUAAAACUCCCCCCGACUCACUCACCUGGUUAGACAAACACCUCUGUAAUCUACAGCUGUGCGCACGCUUUUGUUAUUGUCAAUACUUUUAACAGCUUCUUUAGUUGGCAAAUUGAAGGAAUUUUUAAAAUUCUGACAGCCCUAAAAGUUUUAAAAUACCAUUUUUGUUUAUGAAUCUUGCAAGUUUUUCGUAUUUCACGGGCAUGUGUAACAUGACGGCAGAGUCCCAGCACUCACCCGCCGAGGCGGCCAGUCCAGUGGUGGUGUCUCCCAACGUGAGCCUGGACUCCCCGAUUCCUCUUCCUCCACCAGCGUUAAACCACCAAGCUCGAACCAAGGACGGUGUUCUCAUCAAAGCAGAGCUCCGGGGCAGCAGUCCAAAUACAGACAGGGAGGAAGGGGCUUCAUUGGGUCAAACAGAGGAACAUCUGCCCGCCACUGGCAGCCGGCGGAGGAAAAGGCCAGUGCAGCGAGGUAAACCUCCCUACAGUUACAUCGCACUGAUAGCAAUGGCUAUCGCCAAUUCACCUGAGAGAAAACUCACUCUAGGCGGCAUCUAUAAGUUCAUCAUGGAACGCUUUCCUUUUUACCGCGAGAAUUCCAAGAAGUGGCAGAAUUCCAUACGGCAUAACCUCACCCUCAACGACUGUUUUGUGAAGAUCCCGCGUGAGCCCGGUAGGCCCGGCAAAGGAAACUACUGGACGCUCGACCCUGCCGCUGAGGACAUGUUCGACAACGGGAGUUUCUUGCGACGGAGGAAGCGCUUCAAGCGGACUGAUGUGAGCACAUACCCAGGGUACAUGCAGAACUCGAGCGCUUUCACGCCCACAUCUAUGGGUAGACAGGCGUACACCAACACUUUGUACCCGGGUGUAACGUCUGGCUACGGGACUCAGUUGGCUGGGUCCCCGCACCCGGCGAUGCUGCAUCACUAUCAGGCAUCAGCCGGGGUCACGCAGGGCCAGCCUAGGAUGUUCAGCAUUGAUAACAUUAUUAAUCAGCAGAUCAUGAUGCAAAGUGGAGGAGAUCUCAACCCGCAGUCUCUGGGACUGGGUGUUGGAGACUUGGGUGCCAUGACCUCCAGCUGUUCCGUAUCCACCUCAGACCCGACCUGCUUUCAGACACAACCGAUAAAUCCAACGAGCAACAUGCUGAACAGGAACACUGGACCUCUUGCUUCAAACAUGACAACCAGCUACACGUACCCCUCCUCGGCUUCGCCCACUCACCUGUCCGGGGUCACGCAGUCCAGCUUCUCACCGGGAGGUUCACAGGUGUACUGUUCGGGAAACAGGAUUUCGCUGCCCCCUGUGCGUUCUGGGUCGUGUGCAGAUCAUACAGAACCACUUUUAGGUCUCUCCGGACCAACAAUGAACUCGUACAAUAAUUCAUAUAUGAGACAAGCCAAUUUUGCCUCAGGACUGGAGCGAUACAUGUGAAAAUGGCCCCAAGAUUGAGUUUUUGUUAUGUAACAAAAGUUGUGUACCGUGUGACAGAAUUAACCAGUUGUAUAAAAUGUAUAAUUACAGUUCUGUUAUUGAUAUGUAAUCCGAAACAUUUGUUUGACUUGAUAUCAGUGGACCAGCAACCCCCUGAACAAUGUAAAUAUUUUAAGCAAAUAAAUGUUUUUGUGUAAUAAUUUUUCGUUUGUUCUAUAUUUUAACUUACUCGUUCAGAACAGUUUGAUUCAAUAAUAUACAUAACGACAACAAGAAUACGUAUAAUCUUGCAACUUUAAUGUUUCCAUUAUAAAAUUAGUCCGUAUUUAAUUGUUUAAUUAAUAUUAAAUUUAAUUAAAACGUUCGGUCAGUUGAUAUAGUCUAUCUGUGGGUUUUCUCUAGAGAAACAAAUCAAAAUUACAAUUCAGAAUUAAUCCCCCACCCCCUGGUUAGACACUUGCGCCUACAGAAUAAUAUGUUAAACAAAAUAUUCAUGCACUUUAUUUUGUCUUCAAUCACAACGCCCACAUAUUUUGCUGGUGAGGGAGCGACAUCGACUGGUUUUUUGGAAUAAAUAUAUUUUAUUUGUAUUUAUUUAGACUAUAUAAGUAAAACCUAGAUUAAGAGCAUUUCACAUAAAAUCCACUAGGUGUCAGUCACCACCAAAUUAUGACCAAUAUUGGGUUCCUCAAUAGCCUAAGAACGUUUAAAGACAUGGUUGACUAUGAAAACGUUUUAUCACAUAGACAACAUGACACUUCAAUGUGACGAAGCUUUUUCUUUUUCAUCACUGAAAAGUCAUUAUUUUCGACAAUAAAAUAUUUUGCUAAAAUAAAUGUUAAAACAAUACUAUUAGGCUACUCUCUUUUUAAAGUAGGCUAUGUUUUCAAUUUUUAAAGAAGCACAAA
This is a messenger RNA of Carassius gibelio (silver crucian carp), 2713 nucleotides long. Its product is annotated as forkhead box protein E4-like. Gene Ontology annotation, biological process: regulation of transcription by RNA polymerase II; cell differentiation; anatomical structure morphogenesis. Gene Ontology annotation, molecular function: RNA polymerase II cis-regulatory region sequence-specific DNA binding; DNA-binding transcription factor activity, RNA polymerase II-specific. The transcript has a single exon. The record is from RefSeq and is a predicted model, not a curated record. The coding region runs from base 537 to 1805 and encodes 422 amino acids. Lineage: Eukaryota; Metazoa; Chordata; Actinopteri; Cypriniformes; Cyprinidae.